Annulohypoxylon truncatum is the source of this 1670-nucleotide messenger RNA. Its product is annotated as translation factor. The coding region runs from base 233 to 1603 and encodes 456 amino acids. Lineage: Eukaryota; Fungi; Ascomycota; Sordariomycetes; Xylariales; Hypoxylaceae. Gene Ontology annotation, cellular component: cytoplasm. The transcript has a single exon. Gene Ontology annotation, molecular function: double-stranded RNA binding; nucleotidyltransferase activity; tRNA binding. The record is from RefSeq and is a predicted model, not a curated record. Gene Ontology annotation, biological process: regulation of translational fidelity.
GUACUUUUUUAUGAGUCACUUUCCAUAAAUUUUAUUUUCAUAGCAAAUAGAACUUAUAGACGGUUCUUAAGAGAUCUUGAGAUCUUUUAACUGGUUUACCGAAGUACAAUAACCAGGACAUAUUUAAUCUAUCAGAAUUUCACAAAUACCUAUACAAUCAAGCAAGUUGGCGCCUAAGAUCUUGGGUCUAAGACUGAAAACUGUUCGAGCUGCUUUUCACUCCUACAGCACAAUGUCUCAAGAUCUCCCGAGAAUGAAGACCCGCGUCCUUAGGGUACCAGAGAAGGAUUUAGGAAAAUUUAGAGGAGACGAGGAAUAUGAGCAAUCAGGAUUAUGGGAGGUCUCUCAAACUCCAUCACCCAGUCUCCAAAUCCUUCAUGAGGCUGCAGAUUAUCUGAGGACUAAGGAUACACCAGUUGCGUUCCCAACUGAAACCGUCUAUGGGCUUGGAGCGGAUGCAACGCGAAGCAGUGCGGUUAGGGGGAUCUAUACUGCGAAGAGGAGGCCAGCAGAUAACCCCCUAAUCAUUCACGUCUCAGAUUUGGACAUGCUUCGAAGGGUCCUAACCCCUGAGGAUACGACCAACGGUACGACCAAUGGCAAAACAAACGCUAGAACAAAUGGCACAACGGAAACUAUCCAUGAUAGAAUACCUGAGAUAUACAAGCCUCUCAUAGAACGAUUCUGGCCAGGACCCUUGACGAUACUGCUUCCCAAUCCAACUCCGUCCAAGUUAGCCCCUGAAGUAACGGCCGGGCUGAAGACCUUUGGUGUUCGGAUGCCGAAGUCACCGCUUGCCCUCUCACUUAUCAAACUAACGGGUGCACCCCUAGCAGCUCCAUCAGCAAAUGCCUCUACGAAACCUUCACCAACUAUGGCUGAGCACGUACUCGAGGAUCUAGAUGGCCGUAUCGAACUAAUCCUUGAUGGUGGCCCUUGUCACGUUGGAGUUGAAAGCACAGUAGUAGACGGUUUAUGCGAUCCUCCUUUAAUUCUAAGGCCUGGCGGAGUCAGCAUAGAUGAAUUACGGAGCUGUGCCGGAUGGGAGAAGAUCGAAAAGGGGUAUAAAGACCAGAGCGAGUCAGGCAAAGCUGCACCAAGAGCUCCCGGAAUGAAAUACAAACAUUAUAGUCCCAAAGCGAAGGUGGUUCUGUACGAGGCGAGUUUCGCCGCAGCUAAAGACGGCAUUCAGUCCGAGGACUUCGAUGCGUUCGUACAAAAUCGGCAAUCACAGGAAGACCCACAUGUCGGUAUAAUACGAACUCGAUAUUGGAAACCUGCUGCUGGACUGCAAUGCGGUGACUUUGAAAAGCGGGAAACGGUAAAGACGGAGACUAGUCAGGGGAGUCAGGAGGCAGCUGAGCUUGAUGUUCAAGAAACAGCACUUUAUGAUACCACGAGUGGAGCUUCGAUCGGGAAGCUUAUGGAUAUAAGCAUAGGGGCGGACACUAGGAGCAUAGCGCAAGGACUCUUUUCGGCGCUACGGGAACUGGAUAGACGAGGUGCGGAUAUCAUAUUUGUAGAGGGUACAGUAGACGAUGAAGAUAUCGGCGCGGCGGUCAUGAACCGGCUGCGCAAGGCAGCUUCUCGGAUUAGGUCGUAGAUCAUAGCCGGCACGACCACGCCGUCUAUCUCAAUGCCAACACUUCGUUAAGAAUAAAAUAACGACU